Molecule: messenger RNA, 2289 nt
Organism: Hirundo rustica (Barn swallow)
Lineage: Eukaryota; Metazoa; Chordata; Aves; Passeriformes; Hirundinidae
Gene: GSG1
Product: germ cell associated 1
Exons: 9
Coding region: 363-1427 (354 amino acids)
Cellular component (GO): plasma membrane
Source: RefSeq, a predicted model, not a curated record
GGCUCUUUCUGCAGAAGUGGAUGCCCUGCCAAUCUAGAGGCUGAUAUAAUGUGCUCUGAUGAUUUAGCGAGCUCAGAAAGAAUUAAACCAUCAAUAAAAUGACAGACUUGGUACAUUUCAAAGCAUCUGGUCAGAUGUCAUGGAAUUUCUUGGCUACUACAUGUUCAGUCACACAGAAAAACAUGGGGGCAAGUCCAUGAUCAUCUUAUAGUAUUUCCCUGGAUGCCUCAGAAGAGCAGAUGGGAAUAGUGAGCAGUGGAUAAGUAAGGGAGGGGACUGUGGCUCUGAAUGAUCUUCCUGUAAAAACAGCAAAAACAGGAGCUGUGGGAAGUGUCAUGUGCGAGGAAUGUGUGGAAUGAGGGAUGGAGCUGCUGAAGGGACUGCCACUGCACCGUACUUUCCUGGCUGUCAUCCUGAACCUGUUGGCUCUCACCCUCUCCACCACAGCCUUGCUGGGCAGCUACUGGUGCACUGGGACCCAGAAAGUACCCAAGCCUUUGUGUGGGAAGAGCAAAGCCUCCCAGUGUGUGGGUGUCCCCAUGCCAUCUGGUGCAGAUGCAAGCAAUGUUUCGUCUGAGGACACAGUGCACUACAGCUGGGAGACUGGAGAUGACCGCUUUGCCUUCAGAUACUUCCACGCAGGGAUGUGGCUUUCCUGUGAAGAGAGCAUGGAAGGGGCAGAUCUGCUCAAGUCCUUCUGCUGGAACCUGUGCCACACUAGCACAGUUUUGCAGGCAAAUGUUGCCUUCUCAUCCUUUGCUUCAGUGAAGAUCUGGAAAGACAGACAGAAAAAGCCCAGAGAAGAGAAAUGCCGCAGCUUUAUUGAGCUUUCACCACCAGCAGAGAGAGGAAUCCUUUGGCUGUCACUGGGAUCAGAGAUGCUGUACAUCAGCUUGCUGCUCAUCAGCUUCAUCCUCCUGAUGGUGGAAAUUCUGCAUACUGGCAAUCCUGUCUGCGGGAUGAAGCUAAAUGCCUUUGCUGCUGUCUCCUCAGUGCUGUCAGGUCUCCUUGGAAUGGUGGCACAUAUGAUGUACAGUCAAGUCUUCCAGGCAACAGUUAAUUUGGGACCAGAGGACUGGAGACCACACACAUGGGACUAUGGCUGGGCAUUCUACAUGGCCUGGGCCUCCUUCACCUGCUGCAUGGCCUCUGCUGUCACCACUCUCAAUACCUACACCAAGACAAUACUGGAGUUCAAUAGGAUCCACAUCAAGGGAUACGAUGGGAGCCUCAAGGAUCACCCUCAGCACCACCAGUGCUUCAUACAGCAAAUAAGCAGCUACUAUGGGCCCAAAGGCAAGGCCUUCCAUUCAGUCUCUGAGGGAGUUGAUUUCUACACUGAUCUGCAGCAGAAAAUACUACAGCGGGAACCAGAGCUGGACCUAGAUGAAGUCUUGGGCCAGACAAUUGGGGAGGAUCGCUGUUAGGGAUAAAUGUACACAGACAGAGCAGUGGGAUUUGUGAGGCACAAGAGCUCUGAACAAAGCACUGGCACCACUGUUAGCAGGCUUUGGGGAGCUCUUCCUGCCUCUACAGGGAGUGAGGAGGCAGGCACUGGGUCAUGGCAACUAGAGUAGAAGUUUGGGAGUCCUCCCUGGUCAUAUACAGUGUCAUGGGUGCCCUUAUCUGAUCAGAGUGAAACUGGAAGAACAUGCUGGUGCCAGCUGUCUCCGAGCACUUUCAGAGUUGAGUCAGAUGUCCUAAUCCCAGUAUUGCACUUGGGAACAGAUAGUCAGCACCAUCCAGAUGGCAAAUUGCACUGCUGGGUGGUGUCACAUUGACCUUCCCUCAACACCUCCAGUUCAGUGCUGUGGUGAAGGCCAUCAGUGUUCAUAAUUGAUCAGCUGUCACCCUCUCUGAACACCCUGUUCAUUCUUAAUUUCCAGGCCCCCAGAUUAAAAGUCCUGGUGCAGUAGGAAUAGGGGGUAGUUUUCAGACAUCUCUCUCCUCUUCCUUCCUAUCUAUGACUCCCACAUGUUCCCUUCCUGCUUUUUGCCCAAAAAUCUCCUAUUCUGAGGUAAUUUGCUGUUGCGUCUUUUUACUGUUUCUACUCAACCUUUAAGAAUUUGGCAGGACUUUUACUUUUUAUGUUACUUCUAUUAACCUGUUCCUUUUUGUCCAUUGUAAAAAUAUUGCAAACAACCCCUGAAUCAAAACCCCAAGCAAACUCACAAUCUCUCAAAGAUGAAACACUGGUUCACAUAACACAUGAUGCUGUCCAGUAUUUAUUUUGCUUCACUGCAGUUCAAAUACAUUCUUCCAACAAUAUACAGACAGACUCUUUAUUCA